UUCCUCAGGUCAUUUAGGGUUUCGUAUACAUCAACUGGUCCGUGGGCUUGGUUGAUUCCUUGGGCUUCGGGUGCACCAGAUCGCCCAGGAAUUGCAUCGCCGGAUUGCCACUGCCAAGUUUCCCAUCUUCCCCUUCUUUCUUCAGGUUGUUGAUGUGCGCGAUCGCUUCAUCCAGUGCCCUGCAAUCCUCUUCUUCAGAACAAGUUGACGUAACCCAAUGUCGAAAGUGUGGAGAGCAGCACGUGCUGCUUAUUUGCAGCGAGCCCAGCGAAGUUCUGCUCAAAUAGUUAACAGUGGAGAAUAUUCACCUGGAGUGCCAAAGUCCUCAUCGUCAACGACGCGCAGGCUCGGAUGUGUUACACCCAGCCAGGAUAGAGUUGGCUACAGUUGGUGUGUCCCAGAGCAAAGUAGCUCCCGAUCGUUCUCUACGCAAGUUGAGUCAUAUUCGGGAGUUGAGGAAGGAAAAUCUGAGGACGUUCCCAACGCUGAGAAUGAGGCGGAUGACAAUGCAGAUGGGCUUGAUCUUGAAAAAAAUGUAGAAGGUGCGCUUGAAGGUUUUGCAUCUGAUAUAAAAGUUUUGGAUGAAGAAAAAUACAAAAGCCAACAAGCUUUGUGGAAAAAAAUUGAGAGUACGAAACAAGGCCCACAAAAGUCGGUUGUACCCCUUAUUAAGGAGUGGCUUAACGAGGGAUAUGCACUUGAUAAGCGAGUUCUGGUUUCUAUAUUGAUACGUCUUAGACGCAGACAGCGAUACAAACAAGCUAUGGAGAUAUCCGAUUGGAUGUCAGAAGAGAAGAACAUCAAGUGGGAGAUGGCAGACAACAUUGUCCGAAUCGAUCUCAAGGCUAAAAUGAAACAGUUCGCUGUUGCGGAGCAGCUGCUGGAAGAUUCUCCUCCCGAAUUCAAGACAGAGCUUGCUUACCACACUCUUUUAAGGAAUUAUGCGGAUUAUCAAAUGGCACAGAAAGCUGAUGCUUUGUUGGAGAAGCUGAAGGGUACAGGCAUUCUCACUCUGCCAUUUGCUUUUAACCAGAUGAUGCUUUUAUACAAGCGGAAGGGGAUGAUGAACAAAGUAACAGAGAUAUUGGCGGAUAUGAAGACACAUGGUGUUCCAAAGGAUGUAUACACCUACAAUAUUUUGAUGGAUGUGAAAGCUAGGAGUGGUGAUAUUGAAGGAAUGGAGAAAAUAUUCGAGGAGUUGAGUGCUGAUGAGAAUGUGAAGGCAGAUGCAGCAACAUUUGGCACCCUGGCGACUUUCUGUGUUCAUGCUGGCUUACUAGAUAAAGCCAGGAGUUAUCUAAAGGAGAUGGAAGAAGGUGAUGUCUUCAGGAAUCGCUCUGCAUAUGAUAUUCUUAUUUCACAGUAUGGUGCUGUUGGUGACCAGGAGGGUGUUGAACGGGUUUGGGAGAAAGUAAAGAGCGGCCCUGUUGUUUCGAACAGGAGUUACAUAACAGUUAUUGAAGCAUUUGGAAAGCUGGGUAUGGUGGAGAAGGCAGAGGAAUUAUAUGGAAUUAUGAGCAAGUCAAAGGGUUUGAUCCUUAGUCGUCAGUUCAAUUCUUUAUUGAGUGCGUAUGCGAGACAGGGUUUGAUGGAAAAGGCUGAAAAGCUUGUGGAGGACAUGGUGAAAUUGGGCCGAAAGAAGAAUGCCGUCACGUAUCAUCACCUAGUGACUGGGUAUUUGAAGACGGAUCAGCUUGACAAGGCGUUGGCAGUAAUGAAAGAGGCACAAGGUGACUCUAAACAGGGUCGAAGCAGAUUGUGGGUUGAAACUUUGAUUUCUGUUUUGGAUGCAUAUGCUGAGAGAGGGGACGUAAUCAGUGCUGAGAAACAGUUCCAAGAUAUCAAGAAAGCCUACCCAAGACCUAACAUUCAGGUUUACAAUAUAUUGUUAAAGGCAUACAUCAAAAGCCGUGUGCCAGCUCUUGGCUUCUUGCAGCGCAUGUUAGCUGACAAACUCGUUCCCAAUGAAGAAACGCUUAAUUUAUUACGGCAACAAACAGGACAACGAGAGGAAAUACCUGAGACUCUGGCUCAACCUGAAAUCGCUUCUUAACUCUACUUCAGACAUCCUCCAUCCUGCUUAGUCCCCUUGUUCGACUUAAGAGGCAGGGCGUGUGCCAAUUUCAUCAGGACUAAAUGACCAAGCCUAGUUCCUGGAGACACGAAGCUUUUUCUGGUUGCAUGGAAGAUAUCUCUUGCCCUAAUGUUCUAUGCAGUCCUUGAAUGAGAGAAACACCUGAUUGUGAGAUACCUCACAACCCAGACAUGCAGAGAGGAUUAUUUAGGAAUGUGCAUUAGGCUACAGUAAUUUAGGUUUGCAUAAUCAUAGAAUCACGCAAGCAUAUCACAUUGACACUGCCCCCUGCCUUAGGAACUUGUGGGUUUCCGCUUCAUUUCUUCCAGAAGUAAUAUACGCAGAAUACACACAAUGGUUAAUGCAUGUUUAGUUUCUGUAUUGAAGUCAUUGUAAUAAGCAAAUUUCAAUGACUUAGAGAUUGCUAUCACACUGAUGUGGACAUCAGAAAUUCUUACGAAGACUACCUCAUGGCCACUUAGUAUGAAUGUAGAACAGUGUUAACCAGUGUUAAUCAAGUGUGAAUGAGAAAGUC
Physcomitrium patens is the source of this 2609-nucleotide messenger RNA. RefSeq names its product large ribosomal subunit protein mL101 (rPPR4). Gene Ontology annotation, molecular function: protein binding. Gene Ontology annotation, cellular component: mitochondrion. Lineage: Eukaryota; Viridiplantae; Streptophyta; Bryopsida; Funariales; Funariaceae. The record is from RefSeq and is a predicted model, not a curated record.